Cyprinus carpio (common carp) is the source of this 570-nucleotide messenger RNA. RefSeq names its product V-set domain-containing T-cell activation inhibitor 1-like. Gene Ontology annotation, cellular component: external side of plasma membrane. Gene Ontology annotation, biological process: T cell costimulation; positive regulation of T cell proliferation; cell surface receptor signaling pathway. Bases 94 to 570 code for a protein of 158 amino acids. The record is from RefSeq and is a predicted model, not a curated record. NCBI's taxonomy places the organism in Eukaryota, Metazoa, Chordata, Actinopteri, Cypriniformes, Cyprinidae. The transcript has 4 exons.
UCCAUCGAUGACUACUUCCGCUGCAUUGAAACCCCGGAUAAAGGAGACAAAAGCCUACUUUCGGUUGCGUACGAUAUAUGUUAUUGAUUAACCAUGAUCAUCAGUAUCUACCUCAUUUGUGUCUUUACACUGCUGAUAAACAAAGUCUCUCUGCAGGUCACAGGUGAUAUUGGCGGCUCUGUUCUCCUGCCGUGUUCAUCAACUGAACCUGAUCUUAAACCUCAAGACAUUAAUGUGCACUGGAGACACAAUGGCAGCAAGAUUGUGUAUGAUAUAGUCAAGGCUCAUUAUUCACUAGAGUUACAGGACCAACGGUACAAGAACAGAGUUGAAACUUUCCCUGAUGAGUAUCUGAAAGGAAACGUCUCCAUCAAACUCAACAAUCUUCAACACACUGAUGCAGGAACAUACAGCUGCAUCAUCACACCCUCAUCUGAUCUUCACACUGUACAGGUGAUCAUCAAUGAAUCAAGUGCAGGAAACAAAAUCACUGAUCAAGAAAAUAAAGGAGAAGAUACUGAAGCAGACAGGAAACCAUUGCUCUGGGUUUACAUUGUAGUAGAUCACUGA